AUGUACACUAAAGAGCCAAAAUAUAAUAAAGAAAUGAUUAUUGCUAAGAAGUUAUUCAAAUUGCCUAGACAUUCAGAAAAACUAAAAAUAUAUAACUCUAAAAUAAAUCAUAUUAUUGCAAUCAAUGGGUUAGCAUAUAAUAGAUUGUUAUGCGAUAAUUAUAUACAUUGGAGAGAAGAAAGACUUUUGGUUCCACUAUUCAAUGAAAUACCAAUACUAAGAAAAAGUCUAUCUUUUGUAUUUAAUAAGAUUUGGGAUAUCAUUGCAGAAAAAAGUUUUCUUACAAAAAUUGAUAAGAAAACAAAAGUAGUCUAUAUAAAACAUCUCAACAAACAUAUACUAACCAUAACAAAAAUUGCUACAUCAUUUGUAAAUCACUACAAAUUGACUCCUCAAACUAGUUUACCUCAGCUUAGUAAUUAUGCUGAAGAGUUAGCUAAUAAACUUUUAGAUAGUAAAACAAAAAAGCAGGCUCAAAAAGCUAGAGAUCAGGCCAAAAGAUGCUUUCAAGAGUUAGAAUUGAGUAAAGAACAAGCUAAUACUCUUAUUCCUAUUCGAGCUCUUGAGAAACAUGUUGAUGAAAAAGAUCCCAUUAAAAUUAUUGCCUAA
This is a messenger RNA of Scutellospora calospora, 609 nucleotides long. Lineage: Eukaryota; Fungi; Glomeromycota; Glomeromycetes; Diversisporales; Gigasporaceae. The record is from the annotation of a GenBank genome assembly.